Messenger RNA from Fragaria vesca subsp. vesca, 915 nucleotides. RefSeq names its product adenylate isopentenyltransferase-like. The record is from RefSeq and is a predicted model, not a curated record. Gene Ontology annotation, biological process: tRNA modification; cytokinin biosynthetic process. The transcript has a single exon. The coding region runs from base 1 to 915 and encodes 304 amino acids. Lineage: Eukaryota; Viridiplantae; Streptophyta; Magnoliopsida; Rosales; Rosaceae. Gene Ontology annotation, cellular component: mitochondrion. Gene Ontology annotation, molecular function: AMP dimethylallyltransferase activity; tRNA dimethylallyltransferase activity.
AUGGACUUCAUCUCCGGCCCACAGAAGCUCAUCGUCGUCAUGGGCGCCACCGGCUCCGGCAAGUCCCGGCUCUCCCUCGACCUCGCCGUGCGGUUCCCUCCGGCCACCUUCGAGGUCAUAAACGCCGACAAAAUGCAGCUCUACAAGGGCCUCGACGUCACCACCAACAAGCUCUCCGACGCCGAACGACGCGUCGUUCCUCACCACCUCCUCGGCGAGUUCGACUCCCGCCACGGCGACGUCUCCCCCUCCGAGUUCCGCCGUCUCGCGGCGCAGGCGGUGUCUGACGUUCUCUCCCGGGGAAAAGUCCCGGUGCUCGUCGGAGGGUCCAACUCGUUCAUCCACGUGCUACUCGUCGAACGGUUCGAACCGGACGUUGACGUCUUUGACGGCGAGGUAGCGGCGUCGUCGCAGCUCCGCUACGACUGCUGCUUCCUCUGGGUCGACGUGGAGUUCCCGGUUUUGACGGCGUACUUGUCGCGGCGAGUGGAGGAGAUGCUCGAUGCGGGGAUGUUUCAGGAGCUGGCCGAGUUUCACGGCCAAAACCGGGCGGUUCAGACCGGUGUGAGCAAGGCGAUCGGAGUGGCGGAGUUCAGCCGGUAUUUUGAGGAGUAUGCGGCGGCGGAGGUGGAGGAGGAUGAUCCGGUGCGGCGAGGAGCAUACGAGGAGGCGGUGGGAGAGGUUAAAAGGAACACUUGGCAGCUGGCGAAGAGGCAGAUGGGGAAGAUUGCGAGGCUGAGGAAGGCGGGGUGGGACCUGAAGAGGCUGGACGCGACGGAGGUGCUCAGGGCGGUGGUGACGUCAGAUGAUGACGAGGAUGGUGGCGGGAAGAGGUGGUCGGAGAUUUGGGAGAGAGAGGUGGUUGAGCCAAGCGUGAAGAUUGUGAAGGAUUUCUUGGAGGAGGAGGAGGAGUAG